Molecule: messenger RNA, 627 nt
Organism: Enterobius vermicularis (human pinworm)
Lineage: Eukaryota; Metazoa; Nematoda; Chromadorea; Rhabditida; Oxyuridae
Source: the annotation of a GenBank genome assembly
AUGUGGCAAAUAUUCGGGACUGUAGGGGGGCAGGGAGGUUAUUAUGAGAGGCUGAUCGGCACUGUGAAACCUGCAUUAUGGAAAACUAUAGGACGCAAAAUAUUGAAAUUUGAAGAGUUCAGAACCCUUGUAUGCAAUGUUGCAGCUAUGGUGAAUUCCAGACCGCUGACAUAUAUCUGUGAUGAGAUAAUGUUGACUGUUAUUCGUCCUAUGGAUUUUCUACAGUGUGCUGGCCCAACUGGCAUUGCACCAGUAGGAGCCUUUGACGAUCCAGAUUAUGUCCCUCCGCAAGAGCGGAAGGAAUUAUUCAAUUUGUAUCAAACGAACAUGACCCUAACAGAAAACUACUGGCACAUAUUUGGAGACGAAUAUCUGUUAAGCCUCAGGAAACGUCAGACAAUGGUGCAUAAGGGACAAAGACUGUCUGAUCAAAGAGCGCCAAAAGUUGGCGAUGUAGUCCUUAUUAAAGAAAUUGACUUGAGGCAAGGUGAAUGGAACCUGGGACGCAUACAGAAGAUCAAGGCGCCACAAGGCUAUAUAAAGGCCGUGACAGUCAUUUUACCAAAUCAUCAGUGCAUUGAGCGACCGAUCUCUUGGCUUUUUCUAGUAGAGUGUGCUUUUGUGUAA